AGCUACCACAUCCUACACUGGAUUGUUCAUUGCAUUCUGGAAUUUCUAGUCGACUCGAGUCUUGAACAUUAACAAGAUCCAACUGGAGAGAAUCAAACAACCAUGUCUGCAAUGCUACAGGCUGACUUCAGAAAGAAAACAGACUAUCACACCUCCAAAGAUGGUACCCCAUACAACAUGGAGGAGCUGACCAGAGCCCUGGAUGAGGAUUCUUUUGACAUGUUGUCCACAAUCGGAACAAGACAUUCUGCAGUUUCGAACAGAGGUCUUGUUUUUCCUUGUAAUUGGUGGUGGAAUCAGGACUUUCUUUCAUCUCCCCAAACCCGGGCCCAAGGCCCCUCUAGUCCAUCCUCCUCCUCUAGUGGGAGCUCUAGCCGGCUCCUCUCUGAUCUUGACCUGGAAGAUGUCCAAGGCCAGUUGUUUGAGUUUGCUAUGGACCAACAUGGUUCGAGAUUCUUGCAACAAAGGAUCUCCACGGCAGAUGACCUUGAGAAGCAAAUGGCCUUCAAGGAGUUGCGUCCCUACUUGAGAGAGCUGAGCACCCAUGUCUUUGGGAACUACAUCGUGCAGAAGUUUCUAGAAUAUGGCACAAGUGAGCAGCUUGGUGUGAUUGUGCAGAGCUUUCGUGGGCGUUGGAACAAGCUCUCGUUGGAUUUGUACGGCUGCCGAGUGGUACAGAAAGCAGCUGAAGUUCUCCCUGAUAUCUACAAGUCUGUGAUUGUCAACGAGCUUGUUGGGAGGAUGAUAGAGUGUAUCAUGCAUCAGAACGGGAACCAUGUGGUGCAGCGAAUCAUCACCUCUGUGCCCCAGAAACUGCUCAACAUUAUCAUCAAAUCACUCACUGGAGAUAUGUACAUGCUGUCCAUCCAUCCCUUUGGGUGCCGAGUGAUGCAACGCUUAUUGGAGAAUUGUUCCAAAGAGCAAAUGAAAGUGAUCUUUCAAGAAGUGCUACAGCACACAGAGAGCCUCCUUCUGAAUGAGUAUGGAAACUAUGUGAUUCAACAUGUGAUUGAGUAUGGUGGGGGCUUGGACAAGAGCAAAGUAGUUGCAGUACUAACUGGCAAGAUCUGCUCACUCUCACAACACAAAUUUGCCAGCAAUGUGGUUGAGAAGUCCCUGACCUUUGGGUGUGAUGCAGACAAGAAAACAAUCAUUGCUGAGAUAUCCCAUGAAAGUGCACUCCUAAAGAUGAUGACCAAUCGCUACGGUAACUAUGUGAUCCAAAAAGCAAUUGACACAGCUGAGCUCAGACAGAAACAAGCACUCGUUUUGCUUAUUCACCCCCACCUACCCCUCAUGCGAAGGUACACCUACGGCAAGCACAUUGCGUACAAAGUAAAGAGUCUCCUCUCGAGGGCAUCUCUCGGUCAGUGGUGAGAGAAUCAAAGGAACUUGGAC
This is a messenger RNA of Halichondria panicea, 1398 nucleotides long. RefSeq names its product pumilio homolog 2-like. The transcript has 9 exons. The coding region runs from base 103 to 1377 and encodes 424 amino acids. The record is from RefSeq and is a predicted model, not a curated record. Gene Ontology annotation, biological process: post-transcriptional regulation of gene expression. NCBI's taxonomy places the organism in Eukaryota, Metazoa, Porifera, Demospongiae, Suberitida, Halichondriidae. Gene Ontology annotation, molecular function: mRNA binding. Gene Ontology annotation, cellular component: cytoplasm.